This is a messenger RNA of Lycium ferocissimum, 3546 nucleotides long. RefSeq lists its product as uncharacterized. The record is from RefSeq and is a predicted model, not a curated record. The transcript has 4 exons. NCBI's taxonomy places the organism in Eukaryota, Viridiplantae, Streptophyta, Magnoliopsida, Solanales, Solanaceae. The coding region runs from base 453 to 3410 and encodes 985 amino acids.
UCCUUUCUCUUUCACCUCAAACACGCCCCCACUCAGAUUUACCAAGUGAAAAAAAGAUUAGAAGUGAGAACGGCAUUUACUGUUAAAAUUGAGCUCAUGGUCAAGUCUCAUUCAAGGUCAGGUUCCACAAUCUCGACUUUUCUUUCUCUGCUCCCUUUACUCCUGCCCUUUUCCUAUACGAGUCUCACUUUUCUUUCCCUUUCGAGAUACCCUAGGAUUCAACAUAGGUCUCACAAACUCUCCUCUCAAUAUAUCCUUCUUUAAAAUUUCUUGCUCAAAUAAAUUAUGAAAAUAAAAUAAAAUAAAAAGAAGCAUACUUGAACAAAUCUAAAUGGAACAGAUCUAGUUCUAUACCUAGCAAAGUAAGGCGAUUUGGUUUCAUUUUGUGACUAAGGAGUACUUUAGGGCGUUGUCUUUAAUUUUUUUUUCUCCUCUGGGCCCCCAUUGAAGAGAUGGAUGAAAACAAAGGAGAUACCACCAAGAAACAACCCCAACAACAUUUAUCUAACUCACCAGAUGACCCUCAUGAUCAAGAUUCACCCGAUACUAUACCAGUACAACAACAACCACAGCCGGUAGUUUCUGGUGCUCCUUAUAAUAUUUCUUCAUCUCUCUAUAAUAUCCAAGGAGGUGCUAGUACUACUUCUGUUUCUUUCGAUCAACAACAACAACAGUUUGAAGUUGUGAACCCAAAGCGGCCUAGAUAUACUGCAAGUCAGUGGAAAUUCAUACCUUCUUCGUCUUCCCAACAACAACAGCAGCAACAGCAAAAACCCAGUAUAGUGAGCGCGGAGUCGAGCCCAAUAUCUCCUUCGGCCCACAACACUGCUGCUACCAAUCCUGCUGCUGCGUCGUCUUCGGACACAGCUUCUUCUCCUUCCCACUCUCCUCGGCCCUCAGCCUCGGGGCAAGAGCCGAGCAAGAGCGAAGGAGGAGGAGAACAAGUUCACCAACAAUUCAGGAAAGGUAAGUACGUGAGUCCGGUUUGGAAACCUAACGAGAUGUUGUGGCUAGCUAGGGCUUGGAAAAUUCAGUACCAAGUUGGUAGCGGGGGGUCAUCAUCAGAGCUUGUUCAUCUAGAAGUUUCUUCAGCACAACCAGCUGGUAGAGGCAAGACAAGAGCUGAUAAAGAUAGAGAAGUAGCUGAGUUUCUCAAUAGGCACGGAGUUAACAGAGAUGCUAAAACUGCUGGGACUAAAUGGGACAACAUGUUGGGUGAAUUCAGAAAAGUAUACGAAUGGGAAAGAGGUGCUGAGAGGGAACAAAUUGGAAAGAGUUAUUUUAGACUGUCCCCUUAUGAAAGGAAGAUUCAUAGAUUGCCUGCUUCAUUUGAUGAAGAAGUUUUUGAAGAAUUAUCUCAGUUUAUGGGUCCAAGAAUGAGAACUCAAACUAGAAUUGGUACUCAGUCCAAUAUUGGUGAAGACAUUCGUACAGCCCUCACACUUACCAAGUCUUUGCCUCCCCCUCCACCCUUUAGGGAAGAUGAACUUCAUCUCUCCGCAAGGGCAAAACAGUUGGUAAUGACAAGUGGAACAGAAGCAUUACUUCAUGGAUCAAGAAGUGGGUUAUUAGGGUUUGAAACACCAUCUUCUUCAUUCGAUGUUAUUGGGGGUGGUGCAUCUUCUUCCUCAUCGAAAGAGCUUCGUCGCAUCGGCAAAAUUAGAAUGGUAUGGGAGGAAUCAGUGAGCUUGUGGGCUGAAGAAGGUGAGCAUCACAGAGGUAGGGUAAAGCUUCAAGGAUCAAGUUUUUUAAAUGCAGAUGAAAUGGCAUUCUUGGAUGAUUCUAUGGUUGCUUCCACUAUGGAGGCAUUUGAAGAUGGACCCAUGAAAGGUUUUUCCGUUGAUAGAUUCCUAUCUGGAGUACAACUCAAAGUCUUUGGCAGGAGAAAAUCCUCUUCUGCACUUGCUCUUUCUGGUCCCAAUGAAAGAUUGCAGCUUCCCUCUUCAGAAUUUCCCAUCAGAUCAACUACUCCUUGGGAAUUUCAAGAUCCGACUGAGUACUAUGUUGGGUGUCUCAGAUCUCCUCCACCUACACUUCCAAGUUUAUUCGAGCUCUCGUGGCAUUUGCAACAGCCACCACCGGAGGAACUCCGUUUUCCGCUCCGGCGAGACGUGUUCAAAGACUUGCCUCAAGGGAAAGAACUAUUUUUCACUACUUCUACUGAGCUAUUAGACUGUAGAGGCAUCACUUAUGAUGUUCUGAGCGCUAUUAUGCGGUCAAACCCUAGUCUCACUGCUGCAACCGCGACCGAUAGGGACUCUUACAUUGGCCUGUGGGAUGAUUGCAUCAAUAGGAUAAUAUCAAAGUUUUGUUCCAUUGAAAUGGUAUUCGUACGGAAAUCUUCGUCAUCUCUUGUGGAAACCGUGCAAGAUCAAUGGCCUAAUGUUACUGCUUUCUUGAGGAAUUUUUGCUUGUGGAGAGGAGAAGAAACUGAUCAGUUAAGAGAAGGUCAACUAGAUCCGUCUUCUUCUAUUGUAGAGAAAUUUCUUUGGACUUACAUGGACCUUCCUUACGUGUUAGGUUACUAUGCAGUUGGAUUUAUUGUUACUUUCUGUGCCUUAAGUCGAUCACAGGACCGUAUCGUCCGAACCGAUCUUUACACAGUGGAUCUCUCGACGCCAGUUGAAAGACUAAAAGCUUUAGUCCCAUGUUGGAGAAUUGCCGGAUUAUUACCAUUAUUAGCAGACAGGUGCUUCCAUUACAUGAGCAGCAAUGGGAGUAAUUUUAAACAUCUUCCAUACACUGAUUUUGAGAGAACAGAUUUGGGUAAUGGAAAUUUCGUCGAGAUGACUCCGAAUACAGUGGUGAAAUAUUUUUCUAGUAAAAAAAAAUGGUUGGCAGUCAAAGAAAUAUACGAUUUUCUUGAUCAUAGAAUCCCACACGCGGAAUUUGUCGUUAGGGCAUCAGAAAAAGAUCUUGCAUUGGUGUUCAAGCCAAGAGGUUGCAAAUACAAGCCAGCAAACUGUGAUCAACUAAUAGAAGCAUUGAAACAAGUCACAAAAGCACUAGUCGCAUUACACGAUCUUUCAUUCAUGCAUAGAGAUUUAGGAUGGGACAAAGUCAUGAGGAGAAGCGACAGGGAGAAUGAGUGGUUCAUUACGGGUUUCGACGAGGCGGUAACCGCCCCGCAGCUGUAUCCACACGGUGGAGCAGCUAUAGCGGGUGCCUCCUCGGGGACGAGGCACCCGCCAGAGAUGGGAAGGAAUUAUCAUGGUGUGAAAGUUGAUGUAUGGGGAAUAGGUCAAUUAGUGAAGAGUUGUGGAUUAGUAGGGGUGCCACAGUUGUUAAGAGAGUUGCAGAAUAGAUGUUUGGACCAUAACCCGGAGCAAAGACCGACGGCUGCUGACUGUUAUCGACACUUGUUGCAGUUGCAGUCUUCAAUGUCUGCAACCGCCGCCGGUGGGUAUUGACAACUGAUUGAUGCGUGUUAUUUAAUACUAUUCCAUGCACCAGUGAAGCUACGUUAUUCUGGUUCAUUACGUUACUGUUCUUGACGUUUAACAUCACAUGGCUCUCUUUUAUUUCUUUAAUUAAGAAGCUUGUCUA